AUGAAGAUCAUCAGUGAUCGACAUGAGGACCUUAUGGCUAAAUUUGGUGCUAUUAUUGCUUGUGGAAUCCUCGAUGCUGGUGGUUGUAAUAUGACUAUUUCUCUUCAAACUAGAACAGGAAACGCUAAUAUGGUAGCCGCAGUUGGCCUCCUUGUUUUCCAAAAUUUCUGGUUCUGGUACCCACUAACAAACUUUCUCAGUCUUGCCUUUUCGCCUACUUGUAUAAUUGCUCUCAACAAAGAUCUCCAGAUGCCAAAAAUGCAGUUUCGCUCAAAUGCAAAGCCUUCAACCUUUGCAUACCCUCCACCUCUUCAAGUGGAAAAGGAAAAGAAAAAGGAGAAGGUGGAGACGGCCAUUUUGAGCAUUACGGCCAAGCACCGGAAAAAACAACAAUUACUAUCCGCUAGAAGUUGUCCUAAAGACGACGCUGCUAAGUCUAAGGAAGAGAAAAUGGAAGAGCCUGCUUUCUCUCUCCUGAAUAACCCUGCCAGAGUGAUGCGCGCGCAGCAACGUGUUCUCAGUCUUCCAGAGGGCUCGCGCUAUUACAUGCUUAAGCCUAUUAACCAGGUAAUUCAAGUCUUGUUUUAUUUAGCACCCACGUUUAUUUAUGACUUAUGA
Protopolystoma xenopodis is the source of this 618-nucleotide messenger RNA. NCBI's taxonomy places the organism in Eukaryota, Metazoa, Platyhelminthes, Monogenea, Polystomatidea, Polystomatidae. The record is from the annotation of a GenBank genome assembly.